ACGUCGAGCGUCUUGGGCCCCGCCCACGAGGUGCGCCGGCGCGGUGAGAGCUCUCCGAUUCAGGCCAUGGCGAGGGCGGGUACCCCUGAAGUGAUCCGGGCGGCGCAGAAGGACGAAUACUACCUGGGAGGCCUGCGGAGCGCGGCGGGUGGGGCGCUGCACAGCCUAGCGGGUGCAAAGAAAUGGCUGGAAUGGAGGAAAGAGAUCGAGUUGCUCUCGGACAUAGCCUACUUUGGCCUCACCACAAUUGCAGGCUACCAGACCCUUGGGGAAGAGUAUGUCGGGAUCAUCCAAGUGGACCCAUCCCAGCAGCGCGUGCCCUCCAGGCUCCGCCGCGCAGUGCUGGUUGUGCUGCAUGCUGUCUUGCCCUACCUGCUAGACAAGGCACUGCUGCCCCUGGAGCAGGAGCUGCAAGCUGACAGCGACAGUCCCCGGGGUUCACAGGGCAGUCUGCUACCUGGAGGACGUAGCCAAUCAAGGGCACGGCGCUGGGUACACCACCACACAGCCACCCUGACUGAACAACAGAGGAAGGCCCUCCAGCGGGCAGUCUUUAUCCUGAGACAGGGCUUCGCCUGCCUCCAUCGGUUCCAUGUGGCUUGGUUUUAUAUUCAUGGUACCUUCUACCACCUGGCCAAGAGACUAGCAGGGAUCACUUAUCUCCGCACUCGCCGUCUGCCUGGAGAGGACCAGAGGGCUCGCACUAGCUACCAGCUGCUGGGGCUUAUCUCCCUCUUGCAUCUGGCACUGUCCAUGGGGCUGCAGUUGUACAGCUUCAGGCAGAAGCAGCGAGCCAGGAAGGAAUGGAGGCUGCACCGCAAUCUGUCCCACCGCAGGAGUUCCAUUGAGGACAGAGCAGUGUGCAGAACCCCACUCUGCACCCUAUGCUUGGAGGAUCGAAGACACUCCACAGCCACACCUUGUGGCCAUCUCUUCUGCUGGGAGUGCAUUACCGAGUGGUGCAACACCAAGACAGAGUGCCCCCUGUGCCGGGAGAAGUUCCCACCCCAGAAGCUGGUCUACCUGAGGCACUACCGCUGACAGCUCCAAGAAGUGGAUGGAAGCUCAUGGAAGUUUCUCCUCAGAGCUGUGGCUACACAGGAGUAUAAAACCUCCACACUUCUCAUCACAUAAGCUACUACAGAUACCUGGAAAGGGGGCCAGGCACAAGUAGGAUAAAAUCAAUAUGGGUGUGGGAGUUUGUUGCACGUAAUUUAUGGCUUCAGUCUCUGGAAAUAGUGGGCUCCCCCUCCCUUCUCAAGCCACACAGCUGAGAACUGCAGUUCAGAACUCAGGAUGUUUUACUCAGGUCUGUAAAGAGGCAGCUGUGGGGCUAUAAGAGGCAGGGCUCAGGUUAGGCCAGAAGCGAAGCACAACACUCUGGGCUCACCAAAGUCAGGACCCCUCUACAACACUUAACCACACGCUUAACCCGUGUGGCCGAUUCCUUAAGGAAACAAAGGUCUGGGCUGGACAGAUGCCUCAGGCUAAGAGCACUGGAUAUUCUUCCAGAAGUCCUGAGUUCAAUUCCCAACAACCACGUGGUGGCUCAGAAGCAUCUAUACUGGGAUCUGAUGCCCUUUCUGACAUGCAGGGAGAACACUAUAAUAUGUAAUAAAUAAAUCUUAAAAAGAAAAAAAAAAAAAGAAAAUGAAGGUCUUCAUCUUGGCCUAGUGGGUAGGAAGGGAGGGGUCUCCCUGAGUUGCAGAUUUUUUAAAACUGUAUUAGGUUGCACACGUGCCACUGCACAUGUGUAGCAAUCAGAGAACUUGUAGGAGUCAGUUCUUUAUAUCAUGUAUUUCAGGGAUCAAAUUCCAGUCGGGCUGGGUAUCAAGCAAGCAACUUUACUUGUUGAAUGUCUGACCUGGCAGAGUUGGCUUGAGUGAGCUUUCUCCUAUAAACCAAUUUCCGUGCAUCUUCAGAUAGCUGUUCUCUGAGGAAGUUAAGUGAGUCAUGUCUGCUUGGAGGCCAGGUAAACAAGUAUCCUGCCUACCAAUGUCACUGCCAAAUCCAGCUCCCUCUUGGCUUGUCACUAGCUUGUUUCUUGCCUCCAUUUGACAUUUCCAAGCUUUUUGUUUGUUUGUUUGUUUGUUUGUUUUGAGACAGGGUUUUCUCUGUGUAGCCCUGGCUGUCCUGGAACUCACUCUGUAGACCAGGCUGGCCUCAAACUCAGAAAUCCGCCUGCCUCUGCCCCCCAAGUGCUGGGAUUACAGGCAUGCGCCACCACGCCUGGCUAUUUCCAAGCUUUUAAAAUGAAUUCAAGUAGAGACAGCCUAGCAUAUCUUUAAGAGACUAAUUCCACAGAAAAGGUACAUUAAGAACAGAAGCUCUAGCUGGGUGGUGUUGGCACACACCUUUGGUCUCAGUAUUUAGGAGGCAGAAAAGGUGGAUCUCUGUGAGUUGAAGUCUACAGAGCCUAGUCUACAGAGUGAGUUCCAGCACAGCCAGGGUCACACAGAGAAACCCUAUCUUAAAAAUUAAAAACAACAAACACAAAAAACCCCAGGAGAUCUAGGUCUAGAUUUCAUAAAACAGUGUGAAGACAACUUGAUAGAACUUUUGGUCUACAAGCAGUGAGUAGGGCUGAAGCCCAGCCACCAGCAGUGCUGUUUGACGCCAUCAUGCUCCCUGUGAAGGUCCCCUUACCAAGAGCAGGACUCAUCCCUCUAGAAAGGGCAGAGGACCAGGACUGACCAAAGGUAGCUUCAGUUAGCCUAUGGGAAGACAAAGUCUGUAGGAACCUGGAACAUAGCUACAGAUAACCUGCAGGACCCCAAUUGGAACUCACAUUGCUCUGGCCAGGUAGACCUAACUUUCUUUCCAGCACACCAGAGUCUAGUCAGGAAAACAAUGGGGGAAAUGUAAACAAAAACAUUCAGGGUUUAAGCCCCAAAUGCUCACAUGGUUAAAAAACCAAACUUACUUAGAACGUUAGAAAAUGACAUUAGGUGUACAAAAUGUAACAUCUAAAAGGAGCAUCAGAAUGUCUGCAAAGGGAAACCCAGGCGGCUGACUUACUCAGUAUCUAACACCAUUGGAUGGAUGGAUGGAUGGAUGGAUGGAUGGAUGGAUGGAUGGAUGGAUGGAUGGAUGAGAAACACCUCUUAGUGGGAUCUGAAUAGGUCACAGCCUGGGAGAUUGGAGAGCCUGCCAGUACUGGACAGCCUGUCCCUCCUGUACCUGUGGUGUCUGCUGUCCUGGUGCUAACUGGCCCAGUGGCUCCCUUGCAAUAGCUGUGGCAAGCAAGCUGGCUUCAGUGAGGUGGACUCGUAGUGUCAACGAAGGCUAUACAAGCAAGGGACACUGUCUUUAAUAAAGUUGGGAUUUAAAAGUCA
Apodemus sylvaticus (European woodmouse) is the source of this 3335-nucleotide messenger RNA. It is a transcript of the gene Pex10, whose product is annotated as peroxisomal biogenesis factor 10. Lineage: Eukaryota; Metazoa; Chordata; Mammalia; Rodentia; Muridae. Gene Ontology annotation, cellular component: peroxisomal membrane. The transcript has 6 exons. Gene Ontology annotation, molecular function: zinc ion binding. The record is from RefSeq and is a predicted model, not a curated record. Bases 67 to 1041 code for a protein of 324 amino acids. Gene Ontology annotation, biological process: protein import into peroxisome matrix.